This is a messenger RNA of Mya arenaria, 1072 nucleotides long. RefSeq names its product putative cysteine protease YraA. Lineage: Eukaryota; Metazoa; Mollusca; Bivalvia; Myida; Myidae. The record is from RefSeq and is a predicted model, not a curated record. The coding region runs from base 90 to 602 and encodes 170 amino acids. The transcript is spliced from 2 exons.
UCCGCUUUCGCUUUGGAAAUAACGGCCUACUUGAUAUUGGUCUGUAUUCUACUAUUUUCAUUCGAGAACAUUUGUAUUUGAGUUUAAAGAUGCCAGGUAAAAGAGUUGGUAUUCUUACUGAGUUCAACUACGAAGACAUUGAGCUUUGGUACCCAUUUUAUCGCCUGAAAGGGGAGGGCCACGAAACGUUUACCAUCGGUCCCGAGAAACGAAAAACAUACAACUCGAAACAUGGAUACCAGUGCAAGGCCGAGUAUGGAAUCGAUGAGAUUAAGGCUUCAGAUAUAGAUGUUCUGAUUAUUCCUGGAGGGUUUGCCCCGGACUACUGGCGACGGGACCAACGCAUCCUAGACCUUGUGCGGGAGAUGGACAAAGCAAGAAAGGUCCUCGCGUCCGUAUGUCACGGACCCUGGGUGCUCAUCACCGCCAAUGUUAUACGUGACCGAAAGGUCACCUGCUUCAAAGCCAUCAAUGAUGACGUCGUGAACGCCGGCGCAAACUAUUCCGACGCACCUGUGGUUGUGGAUACGAAUAUGGUCACGUCAAGGGAACCUAAGGAUUUACCGGACUUCUGUAAAGCGUUAAUUUCACUCCUUAAGUAGACAAAAACAGUCACAACAAGAGAAUCUUAAGAUUUGCCGGACUUCUGUAAAGUGUUAAUUUCACUCCUUAAGUAGACAAAAACAGUCACAACAAGGGAACCUAAGGAUUUGCCGGACUUUUGCAAAGCGUUAAUUUCACUCCUUAAGUAGACAAACGCCAAGUUCAGGGGAAGUGUUAUAAACACAUUUUCUUUUUUCAGGCACUUCGAAGAAAAGCAAUUUUGACCACCGGAUUUAAUUUUUCAUUACUCUAAUAAUAUUGUUUAUAUCUUUAAUGUAUCUACUCUUAUAUUUAAUAUCGUGAUUUUUGUUGUGAUUUUCUGUCCACUUGUGAUUUUUUUAUAUACGUAUACUCAUGGCCAUAUGAUGUCUAUAUGUAUUCUAAGUAAACUAUAUUAACUUUCUACUCAGUUUUUAAUAGAAUUAAGACGUCACUGCCAUGAAAUCCCUUUAUACGAUUCAUUUCACAA